AUGGCGGCUUGGCGGGCUCUCGCGGUCAUAUUUGAUUUCUUAGCCGCCUGCUGCAACACUUCCUUCUCAGCGACGAGAACACACACAAACAACAAGACAUACACAUCACUCGACAUGGCUAUCACAUACACCGCCAACCAACUUCUCUCCCGCCGCUACAUCCUUACCGCCGCCUCCACACCAAUCACCCUCUCCAUCGACCUCAUGGCCCUCCGAACGGUGCAAGAUCUCGUCGCCCAGCGCGAGCUGGCAGAGGCCCAGCGGUACGCCACCGCCAUCAACACAUACGAUGACAGCAGCAUCGAUGCUCUAUGGCAACGCAUCAUCAACAUCAAUCGAGGCAGCGGGUGGUGGCCGCUGAGCCGCGCCGCCACCCACGCGCGCCAACAGCUCACGCUGCGCCGCAACCUCCGCGAGUUCAACCGGGCCCGCGCAGCCCACCACCACCAGACAAGCACUUUGUCGCCAGCAGAGAGAUGGGCCUUGCGCCGAGCGCGCAACAUCCGCCGCCAGCAGCAGUGGCAACGACGACAGGCUCGACGCCACAAUUGA
Molecule: messenger RNA, 552 nt
Organism: Fulvia fulva
Lineage: Eukaryota; Fungi; Ascomycota; Dothideomycetes; Mycosphaerellales; Mycosphaerellaceae
Exons: 4
Coding region: 1-552 (183 amino acids)
Source: RefSeq, a predicted model, not a curated record